Rangifer tarandus platyrhynchus (Svalbard reindeer) is the source of this 1008-nucleotide messenger RNA. NCBI's taxonomy places the organism in Eukaryota, Metazoa, Chordata, Mammalia, Artiodactyla, Cervidae. The record is from the annotation of a GenBank genome assembly.
AUGGAACCAGGUAAUAAUACACAAUUUUCUGAAUUUUUCCUUCCAGGACUCUCAGAGGAUCCAGGAUUCUCAGAGGAUCCAGAAUUGCAGCCCCUCAUCUUUGGGCUUUUCCUCUCCAUGUACUUGAUCACUCCCCUCAUCUUUGGGCUUUUCCUCUCUAUGUACCUGGCCACUGUGUUUGGAAACCUGCUCAUCAUCCUGGCCGUCAGCACAGACUGCCACCUCCACACCCCCAUGUAUUUCUUUCUCUCCAACCUGUCCUUUGUAGACAUCUGUUUCAUUUCCACCACCAUCCCAAAGAUGCUGUGGAACAUCCAGACACAGAGUAAAGUUAUCACGUAUGAAGGCUGCAUCACCCAGAUGUAUUUUUACAUUCUCUUUGCAGGAUUAGAUGACAUUCUCCUGACUGUGAUGGCCUAUGACCGGUAUGUGGCCAUCUGCCACCCCCUGCACUACAUGGUCAUCAUGAGUUCCCAGCUUUGUGGGCUGCUGGUUCUAAUAUCUUGGUUAAUAAGCACCCUGUAUUCCUUGCUACACAGUUUAAUGGUGUUGCGAUUGUCCUUCUGCCCAACUGUGCAAAUCCCCCAAUUUUUCUGUGAACUCAAUCAGGUGAUAGAACUUGCCAGUUCUGACAACUUUCUCAAUAACAUAGUGAUGUAUUUUGCAGCUCUCCUGAUGGGUAUUGGUCCUUUUUCCAGUAUCCUUUACUCCUACUCUAAAAUAGUUUCCUGCAUAUGUAAGAUUUCAUCAGCUCAAGGGAAAUAUAAAGCAUUUUCUACCUGUGUAUCCCACCUCUUGGUUGUCUCCUUAUUUUAUUUUACAGCCUUAGGAGUGUACCUUAGUUCUGCUGUUACCCACAGCUCACACACAAGUACAAUUGUCUCUGUGAUGUACGCUGUGGUCACACCCAUGCUGAAUCCCUUCAUCUACAGUCUGAGGAACAAAGAUUUAAAGGAGGCUCUGAAGAGUUUAUAUUUGACUCCAAGUAUAAAAGACCGAUUAUACUAG